This is a messenger RNA of Bursaphelenchus okinawaensis, 5747 nucleotides long. The record is from the annotation of a GenBank genome assembly. NCBI's taxonomy places the organism in Eukaryota, Metazoa, Nematoda, Chromadorea, Rhabditida, Aphelenchoididae.
AUGUUUAAUGAAGGCGAAGAAGAGCAGAAGCCCGAUUUCCUACAGCUGAUAUCCGAGGCUUUUCGUGCCGGGCCGUCUCCAAAUCAACCAUCCUCAUCCAAGUUCACACCACCUCCAAAUGGAUCCAAUUCACCAUUGGAAGCUCGCGUCGAACUGUCAAUGGAACGAUCAUUGAUAAAUCUUCCAGCUGCAUUGAGGAACGACCUCGAGGAACGUUUUAUUGAGAUUUUGCCAAAUUAUCCCUGCUUCUACGAUCCAAACGACAAGAACUUUGCUCACAAUCAGUUCAAAUCGAAUAGUUAUGCCGAGAUCGCGAAGAAGAUCACGGCCGAUGGGCUGGAAACGUCUGGACCGCAGCUAGCUGCCAUUUUUAAAGGCAUCAAGGCUAAAUAUAGAGAGGAGGCGAGGAAAAUGACAAGGUUAGAGGGAAGAAUCGAACCAUCGCCGUUUUAUCAACGAUUGAGCUUCUUGGAGAGGGGAUUGAGCACGGUGGAUCAGUAAGUUUUUGGAAUUUUUUAAAUUUUGGGAAAAAGGGGGAUAUUCAAAGAUUAAAAUAGGUUUGGAAAUUUAAAAUUUUUAAUUUUGAAAAAAAUUUUUUUUUUGAAAAAAGGUUUACAGGGGGGACCAAGCUAAUUUUUAAAAUUUUUUAGCUUAAAUUGAAGUUUUGAAAAUAAAAAUUUUUUUGAGUGUGUAUUUAGGCCGUUCACAUAAUUCUGUGCCAUUUUCAAAGCAAAUUUUCAAAAAUGAGAAAAAAUAAAUAAAAAUUUUAUCGUUUGAUUUUUUUCAUGUUUAGCAGUAUAAUAUCCUAAGAUUUAGAUCAAAUUUUUAAAAUGUAAGUUUAAAUUUUUUUCAUGUUUUGUCAUGUUGCUUUAGACGUCCGGAACCUAUCGACAAAUCACAACUUCGAACCGUGAUUUGGUACGAGUUUAAAACCGGACGCAGUGCCAAGUCGACGGCUCAAUUGAUCAACCAAACGUACGGAGAAGGUACAGUGACAUAUACAACCACAAAGAGAUGGUUUCAAAAAUUUCGUAUUGGUGAUGAGACACUACAGGACAAGAGGAGGUCAGGAAAACCGAAAACAGUGUCGGACGAGUUGCUGAAGCAGCACAUUGCAAUUGAUCCGAGUAUUACGGUCAAAAAGUUGGCAAAAGACCUAAACUGCUCUACUGGAUCCGUUUCUAAGCAUUUGAAAUCAAUGGGAUAUGUGAAGAAGUUUGAAAAAUGGGUAUGAAGUUCGCCGUUCUUUAUCAUCCUUAGUCAUCUGACGAUUCACUGAAGAGGACGAUGUCCGAGGAUACAAAAAAUUUAACGUUGAUGAUAAUUAUGUUGAUUAAUAAAUAGUUGUUUUAAAUUUUUUAGUAUAUUGUGUCAGGGGGCACAGAAUUAUGUGAACGGACUGUGUCAGGGUGCACAGAAUUAUGUGAACGGCCUGUGUUAGGGGCGCAGAAUUAUGUGAACGGUCUGUUUCAGGGGGUACAUAAUUAUAUGAACGGCCUGUUUCAGGAGGCACAGAAUUAUGUGAACGGCCUAAUAAUUAAAACUUUUUUAAAAAUUUUUAUUUUUAGAAACACCCUCAAGAGAAUAGCCAGAAUGAGAGCUGCUGACCGGCUGCCAGUAUCCACCGCUCCUCCACAACCGACCAGAAAGUCGUAUACGAUUCACAGUAGCAGUGAUGGACCAGUAUCGGCUCACAACAUGAUUAUCACACCUAAACUGACAUUGGACAUUCCUCGGCAGGGCAAUAAUGUUAAGGUAGGUAUAGGAAAUGAAGUAUUACCUAUAUAAGUCUUAUAUAGGCAAUAAUUUUGGAUUUUUAAAUUUUUUUAAAUUUGAUUACUUUUUUGAUUAAAAUUUAUAUUUUUGGCUUAAAAUAAAUUUUUUAAAACUUUUGACAAUUUUCCAAAUUUAAAAAUUUCGAAUUUCAGAUAGUUUACGGCCCCAGAGUAACCACCCCCUCAACCCACACAAUAAUCACACCCAACGCUCAACCGGUCGAUAAUGCGAAUGUUCAGUCGAUAGUGGAAAGAUUGGCACAAGCCAGUGAAAAUGAAAAAGCUUUGGUCGAAAAAUUGGUAUUUUCCAUUAUGACACUUGGUGAAAACAAGAGAGAGAACGUUGUGGCACGUUUGACACAGGCUUGUAAUGGAUUGGGCGUUUUUGACAAUGGAUUUUUACAACUUGUAAGGGGUUUUAAAUUUUUUUUAAUUGCAAAAUUGGUGGUUGUAAACAAAGUUUUUGCGGUUUUAUGCCCUGCAAUGAACAUUUUGAACUUUUUUUUCUCUGUAAACAAAGUUUUUGCAAGUUUUUUGUUAACAAAUAAAUUUUUAAAAAUCUUUCAGAUGGUCCCCGAAGCCAUAAGCGACGAAACCUACAUAAACAAAGGCGGUGACAUUUGUAAAAUCAUGAAAACCGACGACAAGUACCGCUCUUUAACCGUCAACUUCUCCGACAUCGCUCCAGGCCGAAUCUUAGUCGCAGAUCCAAGAUUGAGUGAUAAGGAACGACGAUUAACGAAUAUUUUACGAGAAGAAGAGAUGAUUUACAAUAGAGAUGAGCUAGAUGAGGAUCAACGAGACAGUUUGUACAGAAACGUGGCUAAAAACAUGAGACCCUUCAAUGUUGAUGGUAGGUUAAUAUUUCUUUUGGUGUAAAAAUUAUUAUUGGUUUGUAGAUUAAGGUGAAAUUCUGUGUAGAUGUUGAUAAAGGCAGUAGGAACGAGUAUGCAAAAAAUGGGAUUGAAAUUUGAACUUUUAAAAUUUGAAUUUUAAAUUUGGCGCCAAAAAUGUAAAUUUCCAGAAUAGGAUUAUAAGACAUCAGAAUUAGUCGAAAUUUUACAAAAGUGGUGCUAAUGGUACUACAGUUCACCAUGCAAAAAAUUAUGUUUUAAAUUGCACUUUUAAAUUUUGAAUUUUAAAUUUGGCGCCAAAAAUUUAAAUUGCCAUUAUAUGAUUACGAGACAUCAGAGUUAGUCGAAUUUCCACAAAACUGGGGUUAAUGGUACUACGGUUCACCACGUAAAAAAUUAUGUUUUAAAUUGCACUUUUAAAAUUUGAAUUUUAAAUUUGGCGCCAAAAAUUUUAAUUGUCAUAAUUUGAUUAUAAGUCUUAAGAAUAACUUGAAAUUUUUCAAAAUUAGUGCUAAUGGUAAUACGGUUCGCUAUGCAAAAAAUUAUUUUUAUUUUUGCACUUUUAAAAGUUUUGCCGCAAAAUUUUAAAUUUUUUAUAAAUCAAUUUUUAAUGCUUCGGUUUGCUUAAAAUAUGUUCUGUAGGUUUAUAGUAGCUUCAAAGUCACAAUGUAACUUUUGUUUUUAACAAAAAAUUUUUACAAAGUUUUAACUUUUUUAAAAAUUUUUAUUUUCAGUUGACUGGGUAGCCGAAACCAUUGAAAAACUGUACCGAAAGUAUGUCGAAGUAAAACGCGAGUAUUCAAAACAAUGUGGAAAUGCAGUACGACCGGCGUUCCUAAAAACAUUGUCGUUUAUGGACCGGUCGAACAUUAUCGAGCCUUCCUUGUCGGAAGCCGUUCAGACCGCUCUUCGUUCAGCGUCAAGAUCUCCGACCGAUUCGCCAUUACUACUGGAUCAAAGUGGUCGGAAUUCAGUGGAAAUCGUGGAAGAUUCAUUGAACUCCAUGGAAGUUGACGGAGAUUCAGCUUUGAAGCCGAAAGACUUUGCCGAGAUGCUUGAAGCCGUUUCGAAGCCGGUUUCUCGGACUUUUGCUGAAGCUGAAUGUCAAACUGAUCUUGUGGAUUCUGAAAAUGUUCAGAAGGAAACAGCGGUUGAAGAGCCGAAAAAUGAUGACAAAGCAGCCAAGAAUACUGAUGAUUCAGCCAGAAAUGAAAAAUUGUCUACAGAAUCUAAAAAUGAUGACAAUUUGGCUCAAAAACUGCCGGAAAACCCUGAUAUCGCCGCGAUUUCCGCAACUUUUGCCAAAAAUCCAGAAGAAUUGGCUAUGUUCCGGAUCCUAGCUAACCAGUUACCUACAGAAAACCGCUUUCUACACAUCCAGAAUCUGUUAAACAUCGUCAAUGCUACAAAAGAGUCAUCUGUUCAUAUCAGCUGGAAAACACAAGUCUACGAAGCCAGAAAGGGCUGGACUAGCCAAGUACAGAAGCUAAUUUUGAGCGGAAAUGCAGCUAAUGAGAUUCCGGAUGAACCGACCGGUAAUGACGCGGAUAUGAGGGAUGUUGAGGAGGUUAGAGCUUUUGAGGAAAGUGCCAGUUUUUCGACCGAAAACGACUUUUUAAUGGAAAACGAAGAAGCAACCAGGAAUAAGGAGGACUUGCCUCAUGAUAAUGAAGAGAUUUUAAAGAAAAAAGACAGUAUUUUGGCGGGAAAUUCAAAAUUAGCCAAUGGACGACCGAAACGAUACAAGAAAAAUGGAGUUUUGACCACAGAAAACGGAAUUUCAUUGCCAGAACGACCAAGGAGAACAUUGGAAAAGGCUAGUACCGGAGCUGAAAAGCUCUCUAUUGCUUCUGACAAGGCCCCUACAGUAACCGAAGAGGUCUCUAACGUACCUGAAAAACCAGUUACAGUUGCUGAAAAGACCCCUACAGUACCAUUGAAUGGAAGAACUAGAAGUCCAAGGCAUAUUAUAGAUAGAAAGGCCAAAAAUUUAGAUUCCACAAGGUCUGCGGCUUCAGAAUCCGGUCGAUUGAGUGCGGAAUCUACAGGAAUGUCAACAAGAAAGCACCAUGUUUCUGGCCACAAAAAUGGGGUUUCCGGCCAAAUUAAAAAUGAAAAUUCAAGCCAAAUGAUUAAAAAUGGUCUUACAAGUCCAGCAAGCUCAGUUCAGCACGAUGAAGACAGUUAUGAAGCUCAGAAUGAUAAAAAUCGAAGCUGUGAUCAAAAGUCGACUACAUCUGAAGUUAAUGGUAUUGAAAAUAGACCAAAAAAUUGCGUGAAAGAUGAAAGUAUGAUCGAAAAUGGACAAAACUUGAAAGGUCUUGCUAGUCCAGGUCAGGAAUCGAUCAAAAGUAACCAAGAAUCAAUCAAAAAUGGCCAAGAGUCGACCGAAAACGAUCAAAAUCACUCAAAAUUCGACCAAAAUACUACCAAAACCACGGAAAGUCAAGCCUCAGAACUGGCCGAUGAAUCCAUGGAGCCAGAGAGCCAAUCGGCUUCAGAAUCCGAGAAACACGAAGACAGACAACGACGCAUUCAUAGUAGAAGGUCAGAGCCGGCUAAACGACCAGAUAUGGCGACGAGAAGCUUGAGGAAUCAAGCUUUAAAAACUGUCGCACCUCACAGUGCUGAGCCUGCAAAGGGGGUCAAGAGAAAGGCCGUUGAUGAGGAGGAGUUUACGGUAAGGAUUACUGUAGUUUUUUAUUUUUUUGGCUUUGUUUAAGGAGCUUAUAAUGAAAAAAAUUUUUUUUGUUAUAAAACGCAAGAACUUUCUUUACAAAUCAAAAAAUGGCAAGAACUUUCUUUACAAAACUAAAAAUGGCAAGAACUUUCUUUACAAAUCAAAAAAUGGCAAGAACUUUCUUUAAAAAGCAAAAAAUAGCAAGAACUUUCUUUAAAAAGCAAAAAAUAGCAAGAACUUUCUUUACAAAACAAAAAAUUGCAAAAACUUUCUUUACGAGCCAAAAUGUGGUAAAAAUAUAUAAAAUUACUCUUUUAAAAAUUUUUUCAUUUUCAGCCCAACAGCAAAAAGGCAGAUCAACCGAAAAGACGCGGCCGACCACGCAAGUACCCCGUCGAACUCACUGGUACUAUUGCUAAAACAAGGUUCGACGACUGA